AUGAACGCGACCGACGGGUCGCCGACGACGCCCAACUGCACGUCGUCCGACGAUGCCGACGUCGGCGGCCGCAGCACGAUCGGCGCAUGCGCACCGAGCGUCGUGUUUGGCGACGCAGAACAGAUUGUCGCUGAGGCUUACCUGACGGUCGUGCUUGCAGCGAGCGUGCUCUGUAAUAUCGUCGUCGUCUGGGCGAUCAACACCACGCUUAAGAAACGCCGCCUCUUCCGUCCGAAUCUCUUCAUCAUCGGACACGUCGCCGUCACCGAUCUGGCGACGGCCGUCAUCUGUCUGCCGCUCGUGCAGGCGGCAACGGCCGUCGGUCGCUGGCCGUUUAGUGCGUCGGCGUGUGCGGCGUCGGCAGCGCUCAACACGCUCCUGGUGACGGCAUCCGUGUUAUGCAUCCUCGCUGUCAGCGUCAAGCGCUAUUUCUUGAUCGUGCGUCCGCACCAGUACAAACCGCUCGUGACGAAACGACGUUGCGUCAUCGCCGUCGUCGAGAUGUGGUCGGUGUCGGUGGCGCUCGCGAUCGUGCAGGUCGUCGUGCUCGACAACUGGGCGUUCUAUCCGGGAUGCGCGAUGUGCUUCAUGGACUGGCAGACGCGAGCAGCUCCGAAGCUCGCCUUCAACAUUGCUCAUUUUGUGCUGUGCCUGCUGCUACCGCUCGGGCUGCUGCUCAUAGCUGAUAUUCUCGUCGUGCGGCCACUCGUCGCCACCACACGAACUCGCUGCGCUUGCCGGCGGUCUACAGCACCGACGGCCAAGCGGCCGACAACCGCCGCGUCAUCCGCAACAAUCUCAACGUUCCGAAGAGGGAUUCGCCGACGAUAG
This is a messenger RNA of Priapulus caudatus, 831 nucleotides long. RefSeq names its product beta-3 adrenergic receptor-like. Bases 1 to 831 code for a protein of 276 amino acids. NCBI's taxonomy places the organism in Eukaryota, Metazoa, Priapulida, Priapulimorpha, Priapulimorphida, Priapulidae. The transcript has a single exon. Gene Ontology annotation, molecular function: G protein-coupled receptor activity. The record is from RefSeq and is a predicted model, not a curated record. Gene Ontology annotation, cellular component: membrane. Gene Ontology annotation, biological process: G protein-coupled receptor signaling pathway.